AAUAAAAUAUAAAAUAAUAAUGAGGAGAAAGGCUGGAAUUGGUGCUAUCCAUAAACAAAAAUUAGAACAAGAAAAAUAUAAGGAUAAAGGAACAGAGAUACAAGAGAAUCAAUUUGAACAAAUGACUAAACAAAUGGAAACAUUUCGUGUUAAUUUGGAAGAAUUUGCUACUAAGCAUAAAAAUGAGAUUAAAAAGAAUGCACAGUUUCGACGACAAUUUACAGAGAUGUGUGCAUCCAUUGGUGUUGAUCCAUUAGCAUCUGGGAAAGGCUUUUGGUCCGUGCUGGGCAUUGGUGACUUUUACUAUGAACUUGCAGUGCAGAUUGUAGAAGUAUGUAUGGCAAUGAAUUACAAGAAUGGUGGUCUGAUAUCUUUAGAUGAAUUAAGAACACGCUUGGUACAAGCAAGAGGUCGUCGUAAAGAACAUCAAGAAAUAACCAACGAAGACUUAUUAGCUGCAUCUAAGAAAUUAAAAAUAUUUGGAAACGGAUUCACAAUAGUUCCUAUAGGUAGAGGAAAGUAUUUAGUCCAGUCUGUUCCAGGUGAAUUAAGCAUGGAUCAUACUGCAGUGUUACAACAAGCUAGUUUAGCUGGAAACGCACAUGUUUCCAGGUCGAUGUUAGAAAUAGAGUUGAAAUGGGAACGAGAACGAGCACAGAAAGCAUUGGAUCAUAUGGUUAAAGAAGGAUUAGCUUGGUUGGAUGAACAAGGAGAAAAUGAAACCUUGUAUUGGUUUCCUAGUUUGUUUACAGCCUGUAUCGCCUCCAAAGAAUAAUCAUUUUUUCUUUUUCCUUUUUUUAAAGAUAAUUUAUCAGAAACCAAGAUGUGAUAUUAAUCCUACGAUUGUAACAUUACAAUGUUACCUUAUUUUAUUUCCUUCGAUGCUUCUAAAAUAU
Messenger RNA from Polistes dominula (European paper wasp), 896 nucleotides. RefSeq names its product vacuolar-sorting protein SNF8 (gene lsn). The record is from RefSeq and is a predicted model, not a curated record. Gene Ontology annotation, cellular component: ESCRT II complex. NCBI's taxonomy places the organism in Eukaryota, Metazoa, Arthropoda, Insecta, Hymenoptera, Vespidae. Gene Ontology annotation, biological process: protein transport to vacuole involved in ubiquitin-dependent protein catabolic process via the multivesicular body sorting pathway.